This is a messenger RNA of Gadus morhua (Atlantic cod), 1123 nucleotides long. It is a transcript of the gene ndnl2, whose product is annotated as necdin-like 2. The transcript is spliced from 11 exons. The record is from RefSeq and is a predicted model, not a curated record. The coding region runs from base 128 to 904 and encodes 258 amino acids. Gene Ontology annotation, cellular component: nucleus. NCBI's taxonomy places the organism in Eukaryota, Metazoa, Chordata, Actinopteri, Gadiformes, Gadidae.
GCGCACAGAUGACGUCAUCUACGUGUGCCAAAUAAAAACCGGCGGGAGUUAUUCUGUCUUAUUUUUCAGUUAAUCAAAAGAUUUAUUGCAUUGUAUACCACAAAAAAAGUCCAGCAGUGCGGGAGAGAUGACGCAGAGGAAGAGCUCGGGCAAACGGAGCUCCACUGCGGUGGGGGUGGAAGAAGACGACUCGAUAUUCACACAGCCCACCACCUCCCAGGUUCAGAAAGGGAUGGAGAAGCUGACCAAAGCUCAGAUCGACGAAAAGACCACCGAGCUGGUUCAGUAUAUCCUCAUGAAAGACCAGAAAAAGAUUCCAAUAAAGCGUGCAGACAUUGUCAAAAAUGUCCUGAAGGAAUAUAAGAAUGUGUUCCAGGAGAUCAUGAAUCGAGCGCAACAACGGUUUGAGCAGGUCUUCGGGUUCAAGUUGGUGGAAAUUGAUGCCAAGAACCAUGUAUACAUAUUAAUCAACAAGCUGGAGCCAGUGGAGGGGAGCGAGAUGAUAAGCGGCAAUCCCAAGACGGGUUUGCUCUUUGUGAUCCUCAGCCUUGUGUAUAUGAAGGGGGGAGUCGUUCCAGAAGGCCUUGUCUGGAAUACAUUAAAAAAGAUGAAAGUUGAUCCCGGGGAAAGGCAUCCAGAGUUUGGUGAUGUGAAGAAAUUGGUCACAGAUGAGUUUGUGCGUCAAAGGUACCUGGAGUACACCAAGGUCCCCCACACCGAGCCAGUGAAGUACGUUUUCACCUGGGGCCAACGGGCCGAGGUUGAAGUGUCCAAAAUCAAAAUCCUUGAGUUCCUCGGCGAGCUCCAUAGCCAGGACCCUCAGCACUGGAGUCAGCAGUACAAGGACGCCAGCAGUCAGUGGUCCUCCAGGGCCCCUCAGCCCAGCACCAGCUCCCAGAGGUGACUCACCAGACACCCUUUACGGUGGUUAUUUCAGGCAUAACCAAAGAAUCAUUUGUUCAUACAAGGAUAAAAUGCCGGACAUGUUCUCUACGAGAGAUGGGGGAUUGUAAUUGUUCAGCGAUUAACGUUCACACUGAAUGUUCUAAGGCAUUGUAUGUUUUAUUAGUUCAAGGUGCCAGUUGUAAAUAUAAUUUUUCAUAAAAUAAACCCUAUUUGUGUA